This is a messenger RNA of Aureobasidium subglaciale EXF-2481, 756 nucleotides long. RefSeq lists its product as uncharacterized. NCBI's taxonomy places the organism in Eukaryota, Fungi, Ascomycota, Dothideomycetes, Dothideales, Saccotheciaceae. Gene Ontology annotation, molecular function: RNA polymerase II cis-regulatory region sequence-specific DNA binding; DNA-binding transcription activator activity, RNA polymerase II-specific; protein heterodimerization activity. Gene Ontology annotation, biological process: regulation of transcription by RNA polymerase II. Gene Ontology annotation, cellular component: nucleus; CCAAT-binding factor complex. The transcript has 4 exons. The coding region runs from base 1 to 756 and encodes 251 amino acids. The record is from RefSeq and is a predicted model, not a curated record.
AUGUCACAAAGCCCUCGAACAACGGAUGUCGAAGGACAGUCGGUAUCACACUCAGCAGCAUUGCAAGCAGACGCAAACCAGCCGUCACCUGACGAGCAUGAGCAGCAAGAAAUGAGUAGAGGCCCUGAUGAUCCCGGUGAUCAUGUCAUGAGUGGUUAUGACUUUGAGGUCAAGGAGCAGGAUCGUUGGUUACCCAUUGCAAACGUCAUGUCUUCUGCAUCCCGAGUACCAUCUCGAUCACAGCCACUGCGUCCCCGGAACACUAAGAACGAUGUUGCUUCCGAUGCUAACAUACGCAACUUUGCACCAGUCGCGCGAAUUAUGAAAGGCGCUCUCCCAGACAAUGCCAAAAUCGCAAAAGAAGCCAAGGAAUGCAUGCAAGAAUGCGUUAGCGAAUUCAUCUCCUUCAUCACAAGUGAAGCUUCGGAGAAAUGUCAGCAGGAGAAGCGCAAAACCGUUAAUGGCGAAGACAUUCUCUUUGCUAUGACCUCGCUAGGUUUCGAGAACUACGCUGAAGCGCUCAAGAUCUAUCUGGCUAGAUACCGGGAGACGCUUGUGGCUAGAGGCGAGCAUCAGAGACCAAUGACUGCUGGAGGCAGUGUCAUGAACUCUGCCGGCGGUGCCCAAGAGACAUCGCCCUACGAAGGUAGCAACCACGGUGCUGCUGUUCUGAACAACGCGAUGGAGCCGGCUGAGAGCUCAACCAACGACUAUGCUUAUGGAGUUGGCCAAGGAGCAGCGGGAGGAGAAUAUUAG